CCACCCCCCCCCCCCAGUCUUUCCUUCUGUCAGCUUCGUCUCUUUUGAGGAUUACUUUCAAAGCCAUUUCUUACUCAUCAUUUGGUGCCAUUUAUGCAUCCUGGCAAAUCAUGACAAAGAUGAACAUUUCAAUCCACAGAGAGAUAACAUUUACUUGACAGUCCUGGAGUGAUUUUUUUUUAGUGGCCGAGGGUGGCUCCCCUGGAUAUUUACACUGCACCUCCUCACGCCCGAAAUCCCUCACUUCUGCUUCUAAGGAGCAAUUUGAACAUUCAGAAGAAUGAUCUUUCGGAGUCUCUGGAAGUCCUUUAGCAAGGAGCCUGGCAAGAAACCUGUACCGCAGAUGGAGAUGAAAGUGUUGAUCCUAGACAGGUUCUUUCAGAGUGCCCUCCAGACACUGCUUAGGGACACUCGUUGGGGGGCUCUGGGGAGAGGGUGUGCUUCAUUCUUGGCUUGAAAGCAUGGAGGGAUGCACACAGACCAGGGACACCCCUCCAAACUGUAGAGUUUCACCUAAUUUGCAGAAAGUAGCCUGGAAAAGUGGAAACCCAAGAGAUAGUUGAACCUAGGUUGUCUCUCAUGGGACAGACAGGUCCUUUCCUAAGUAAUGGUCUCUAAAUUGCGCUAACCAGGUCACCUCCUCCUCCGAGAGAGCAGGGAGAGGAGCAAAGGUCACCUCCUCAACCGCCCCAUGGUAUCUUGUCAAGGCGACCCCAUCACGUUCAUUCUUUGUGUAGCAUCUGUGCAUUACUGAUUGCUGGGAGCAGAUAGGCUGAUGCCAGCUUCAGAGAGCUGGAGUGAUCUUUGGGGUCAUCUGGUCUUCAAACUCUGAGCAGGAGCGGAAGCGCGCCCCUCACUCACCCCAGAAGCCAUGGUCGCACUGCCUGUGAGGAAUACCCGAGCCCUGAGCAGCCCGCAGUGCCGGAUCUGCAGCCAGUGACUCUGAAGGCUCCGAAGCACGUGGCGUGUUCGCCCUGGUUUUCAGGCUCUGACGCACCCAUUUCCUCCCGUGGUCUCAGGACCUCAGCGUUUACAGGGAUGCGUGUGCUUUUGCCGGGGGUCAGCUGCGCAACCCUUGAUGAAUGUGAAAAGAACCCAGUCGUGGAGAAAAGCCCGUGCACUCACCCUGCCACAGGCCUCUCUGGAUCGGGAUGCGGGUCCCCACGCCUCAGGGCGGCGGCGUUGUGCGAAGCAAGUGAGAAUCACCCGAGUCUCUUAACGCCCGGGGUUUCAAUUGUAGCGUGGUCGGGGUGUGGGUGUGUGUUUCCGGGGAUCGGACCUAAACAGAGACGCUUCAAGACCAGAUGGAUCAGAAAUCAGCUCCAGGCAAGUCCGGAGCCGACUUGUCUGAGACAGACAAGUGUACGCCGACCCGGGGGCGGCGUGGGCGGCGUGGGCAGCGUGGAGUGGGACAGUGGCGCCGCACACCGCUCACUUCCUGUUCAACACGCACCGCCUCCACCGCCCAGCGCUCCCGGAGCCUGAGUCCGUGCCAGGUCCGGCCCCUAUAGUCCCCCGAGUCUUGGGGGACGGGGCUCAGAGGCCGCCCGGGGCGGGAGCCCUGCCCAAUUCUCCCCUAGGGGCUGGGGCGCGCCCUUCGGCCCGCAGAACCCUGCCAGCCGCCGCCUCAGUUUAUUCCUGCGGCCACGCGCCAGCCCAAUUGCGAGGAGCCAUCGCCUUUGCACCUCCUCUUCCCCCUCUGCCCUCCCUCUCGCCUAGAGAGGAGGCCCUCCGGGUCCCAGGCUCCCUAGUGCUUCAUUGUGCGGCCCAGGGUUAUGCAUUUCUAUACUAAGCUUCUCUUUCUGGUCACCGAUUCCACCGAGGCACAGGCACGGAAAGGCUGUUUUCCAAAUUGCUGUUGUUAAUUGCACCUGCCUGGCCAAUUACCUCUGGGAAUCUGUGGGAGGAGCCGAGAGGUGGAAAAUGUUGCUUCGCUUUGCAGGAGGAGGAAAACUUUGUCACCCAGCACGAGACUUCUGCCACCCGUAAUCAAAAGCAGCGCGGUUCUCACUCUGCACUCGAUGAUUUGGUAGGAGGAAGAGAUCGCUCCGACCCGGCAUCCCGCGGACCGCCAGCCCCUCGGGUGCCGCCCCGCGUGUUACCUGCGCCACCCGCCCUCCCCGCGGAAGUCCCCACGAGGUGUUUUCAGGGUGGAAGGACAGUCUUAAAGAGCGCGCGGCUCCCGUGUAACGGCAGCAGCCCUAGGAGACAGCGAGGGGACCGAACCCCGGGGACGAGGCACCGGAAUUAACUUCUGGCUAAAGUUAUGGGAAGCGCAGCCAUGGACACCAAGAAGAAGAAAGAGGUUUCCAGCCCCGGCGGGAGCGGCGGCAAAAAGAACCCCAGCCUGAAGAGACGGUCACUGCGUGUGCACAUUCCGGACCUGAGCUCCUUUGCCAUGCCACUCCUGGAUGGAGAUGUGGAGAGUUCGGAAAAGCACUCUUCUCGGAAGGUGGACAGUCCCUUCAGCUCAGGCAGCCCUUCCAGAGGACUCUUCUCCAGGGGCCCCCAGCCCCGGCCCUCCAGCCCUGUGUCUGCUCCUGUGAGGCCCAAGACAAGUCCUGGUUCUCCCAAAACUGUGUUCCCAUUCUCCUACCAGGAGUCCCCUCCACGCUCGCCCCGCCGUAUGAGCUUCAGUGGGAUCUUCCGCUCCUCAUCCAAAGAGUCUUCGCCCAACUCCAACCCAUCUACCUCUCCCGGGGGCAUCAGGUUCUUCUCACGGUCCAGAAAAACCUCCAGCGUCUCCUCUUCUCCAUCAACACCCACCCAAGUGGCCAAGCCUCACCCGUUUCCCCUGGAGUCCUACAAACAGGAGCCUGAACGCCUAGAAAACCGCAUCCAUGCUUCCCCACCGGACACCGGCCAGCGCUUCUGCCUGGCCUUUCAGAGUCCAGUGCGGCAGCCACUGGCAUCCCCCCCACACCAUGUUCCUCUAAGAACCGCGGCGCUGGCGGCGGACCCGGGACCCGCGGAAGCCGGCAUGCUGGAGAAGCUGGAGUUCCAGGAGGAAGCAGAAGACUCAGAAAGUGGCGUUUAUAUGCGAUUCAUGAGGUCACAUAAGUGUUAUGACAUCGUUCCAACCAGUUCAAAGCUUGUUGUCUUCGACACUACGUUGCAAGUUAAAAAGGCCUUCUUUGCCUUAGUAGCCAACGGAGUCCGUGCAGCGCCUCUGUGGGAAAGUAAAAAGCAGAGCUUUGUAGGGAUGCUCACUAUUACAGACUUCAUAAAUAUACUACACAGAUACUAUAAAUCACCUAUGGUACAAAUUUAUGAAUUAGAGGAACAUAAGAUUGAAACGUGGAGGGAGUUAUACUUACAAGAAACCUUCAAGCCUUUGGUGAAUAUCUCUCCAGAUGCAAGCCUCUUCGAUGCUGUAUACUCGUUGAUCAAAAAUAAAAUCCACAGAUUGCCAGUUAUUGACCCUAUCAGUGGGAAUGCACUUUAUAUACUUACCCACAAAAGAAUCCUCAAGUUCCUCCAGCUUUUUAUGUCUGAUAUGCCAAAGCCUGCCUUCAUGAAGCAGAACCUGGAUGAACUUGGAAUAGGAACGUACCACAAUAUUGCCUUCAUUCACCCAGACACUCCUAUCAUCAAAGCCUUGAACAUCUUUGUGGAGAGACGGAUAUCAGCACUACCUGUGGUGGAUGAGUCAGGAAAAGUUGUAGAUAUUUAUUCCAAGUUUGAUGUAAUUAACCUUGCUGCUGAGAAAACUUAUAAUAACCUAGACAUCACGGUGACCCAGGCCCUGCAGCACCGCUCGCAGUACUUUGAGGGUGUGGUGAAGUGCAAUAAGCUGGAAACACUGGAGACCAUCGUGGACAGAAUAGUAAGAGCCGAGGUCCAUCGGCUGGUGGUAGUGAAUGAUGCAGAUAGUAUUGUGGGUAUUAUCUCCCUGUCAGACAUCCUGCAAGCCCUGAUCCUCACACCAGCAGCAGGUGCCAAACAGAAGGAGACAGAGGCCGAAUGACCCCCGUGAAUGUAGACACCCUCACAGGAGAACUUGAACAGAGUCUCGGGGUCGCGUUUUGCCUCAUGAACACUGGCUGCAAUGGAAGAAAAUAAAGUGGCUAAGAAUGUAUAUCAGGGUUUGGCGAUGGGUAUUUUUCCAGUGAUUUGUAAGCAUAGGAAAAGAUUUUAUGUGCUUGAAGAUUCAGGCUUACAUUCAAAGACUGUCCUCAGACCCCCGUCCGAGGGGUUUCUAAUGCUGUAUGUCAUUAAAGUGCACUGUGUCCUGAAAUUAGUACUACUUUUCAUUUCAAAGAAGUCACUGGGAUGGAACGGGUGCCCGAAAGGGAGUGAACGGCACGUCCAGAUCACGGUGCCUUAUGUCCAAACACGCAAUAUGUCACCGCUGCUGCCGCCGCACGCCCCAAAGUGCUGCUGAAGAGAUGGCCAGCCUGAAUGUGAACAUCUUCAAACCUUUUACCCAGUCUCUCUCUCUUCAUUUGAUUUGUUGGAAAGUUGUAAUUUUAACGUAGGCACCUGAAAACUUCAGGAGAUGGUCCUGAGUGCUAUGUGCCCUGUUCUGGCUACCAUGUCGGCGAGGCUGGCUUGGCAACAACGCUUAUUUAUUUUUAUUCUCGUGCAGUUUUUUACACAUCUUUUGGUGAGUGGAUUCACCAAACCUAUGAAUAAAAUCUUGGUUGUUCUCUUAAA
Peromyscus californicus insignis is the source of this 4656-nucleotide messenger RNA. RefSeq names its product protein kinase AMP-activated non-catalytic subunit gamma 2 (gene Prkag2). NCBI's taxonomy places the organism in Eukaryota, Metazoa, Chordata, Mammalia, Rodentia, Cricetidae. The coding region runs from base 2267 to 3967 and encodes 566 amino acids. The transcript has 16 exons. The record is from RefSeq and is a predicted model, not a curated record.